Messenger RNA from Nomascus leucogenys (northern white-cheeked gibbon), 2172 nucleotides. RefSeq names its product ephrin type-B receptor 4-like. Gene Ontology annotation, biological process: axon guidance; protein phosphorylation; central nervous system projection neuron axonogenesis. Gene Ontology annotation, molecular function: protein binding; ATP binding; transmembrane-ephrin receptor activity. Gene Ontology annotation, cellular component: neuron projection. The record is from RefSeq and is a predicted model, not a curated record. NCBI's taxonomy places the organism in Eukaryota, Metazoa, Chordata, Mammalia, Primates, Hylobatidae.
CGAGGCAUGAGCCACCGAGCCCACCGACCAGAUGGAUGUUUCUGUGCAUGCUUUUGAUGAAUGCUUUCUGUCUCAGCCUGUGCCCAGGGCACCUUCAAGCCCCUGUCAGGAGAAGGGUCCUGCCAGCCAUGCCCAGCCAAUAGCCAUUCUGACACCAUCGGAUCAUCCAUCUGCCAGGGCCGCAUCGGGUACUUCCGGGCACACACAGACCCCCGGCGUGCACCCUGCACCACCCCUCUUUCGGCUCCGCGGAGCGUGGUUUCCCGCCUGAACGGCUCCUCCCUGCACCUGGAAUGGAGUGCCCCCCUGGAGUCCGGUGGCCGAGAGGACCUUACCUACGCCCUCCGUUGCCGGGAGUGCCGACCCGGAGACUCCUACGUGCCCUGCGGGGGAGACCUGACCUUUGACCUCGGCCCCCAGUACCUGGUGGAGCCCUGGGUGGUGGUUCAAGGGCUACGUCCUGACUUCACCUAUACCUUUGAGGUCACUGCAUUGAACGGGGUAUCCUCCUUAGCCACGGGGCCCGUCCCAUUUGAGCCUGUCAAUGUCACCACCGACCGAGAGGUACCUCCCGAAGUGUCCAACAUCCGGGUGAUGUGGUCCUCACCCAGCAGCUUGAGCCUGGCCUGGGCUGUUCCCUGGGCACCCAGUGGGGCUGUGCUGGACUACGAGGUCAAAUACCAUGAGAAGGGCGCCGAGGGUCCCAGCAGCGUGCAGGUACGGGCGCGCUCUGAGGCUGGCUACGGGCCCUUCGGCCAGGAACAUCACAGCUAGACCCAACUGGAUGAGAGCGAAGGCUGGUGGGAGCAGCUGGCCCUGCUUGCGGGCACGGCAGUCGUGGGUGCGGUCCUGGUCCUGGUGGUCAUUGUGGGCGUUCUCUGCCUCAGGAAGCAGAGCAACGGGAGAGAAACAGAAUAUUCAGACAAACAUGGACAGUAUCUCAUCGGGCACCAUACUAAGGUCUACAUCGACCCCUUCACUUAUGAAGACCCUAAUGAGGCUGUGAGAGAAUUUGCAAAAGAGAUCAAUGUCUUCGUCAAGACUGAAGGGGUGAUUGGUGCAGGUGAGUUUGGCGAGGUGUGCCGGGGGCGGCUCAAGGCCCCGGGGAAGAAGGAGAGCUGUGUGGCAAUCAAGACCCUGAAGGGUGGCUACAUGGAGCCGCAGCAGCGCGAGUUCCUGAGCAAGGCCUCCAUCAUGGGCCAGUUUGAACACCCCAAUAUCAUCUGCCUGGAGGGUGUGGUCACCAACAGCAUGCCCGUCAUGAUUCUCAUGGAGUUCAUGGAGAACGGCGCCCUGGACUCCUUCCUGCGCCUAAAUGAAGGACAGUUCAGGGUCAUCCAGCUUGUGGGCAUGCUGUGGGGCAUCGCCUCGGGCAUGCGGUACCUUGCCGAGAUGAGCUACGUCCACCAAGACCUGGCUGCUCGCAACAUCCUAGUCAACAGCAACCUCGUCUGCAAAGUGUCUGACUUUGGCCUUUCCCGUUUUCUGGAGGAGAACUCUUCCGAUCCCACCUACACGAGAUCCCUGGGAGGAAAGAUUCCCAUCCGAUGGACCGCCCCGGAGGCCAUUGCCUUCCGGAAGUUCACUUCCGCCAGUGAUGCCUGGAGUUAUGGGAUUGUAAUGUGGGAGGUGAUGUCAUUUGGGGAGAGGCCGUACUGGGACGUGAGCAAUCAGGACGUGAUCAAUGCCAUUGAACAGGACUACCGGCUGCCCCCGCCCCCAGACUGUCCCACCUUCCUCCACCAGCUCAUGCUGGUCUGUUGGCAGAAAGACCGGAAUGCCCGGCCCCGCUUCCCCCAGGUGGUCAGCGCCCUGGACAAGAUGAUCCGGAACCCCGCCAGCCUCAAAAUCGUGCCACUGCCUGCCAGCCUGGGUAACAGAACAAGACCCUGUCUCUGAAAAAAAAUUUUUUUUAAUUAGUUGAAUAGGGUACUUCAUGCCUCCAGAGGUAGGAGGAUGGCUUGAGCCCAGGAGUUUGAGGCUGCAGUGAGCUAUGACCAUGCCACUGCAUUCCAGCCUGGGUGACAAAGAGAGACCAUGUCUCAAACAAGAAAAAAGAAAUCCUUCCUCCAAAGAAUCAUGUCCCCCUCCACCCAUAAACCUCACGCCUCCUAGCCCUGGCUUCGGGGUUUUGUUUUGUUUUGUUUUGUUUGUUUUUUUUGAUGCAGUGUC